Messenger RNA from Ipomoea triloba (trilobed morning glory), 1361 nucleotides. Its product is annotated as protein S-acyltransferase 10-like. Gene Ontology annotation, molecular function: protein-cysteine S-palmitoyltransferase activity. Gene Ontology annotation, cellular component: Golgi apparatus; endoplasmic reticulum. Bases 137 to 1180 code for a protein of 347 amino acids. The transcript has 11 exons. Gene Ontology annotation, biological process: peptidyl-L-cysteine S-palmitoylation; protein targeting to membrane. The record is from RefSeq and is a predicted model, not a curated record. NCBI's taxonomy places the organism in Eukaryota, Viridiplantae, Streptophyta, Magnoliopsida, Solanales, Convolvulaceae.
UCCCUUGUUCACUAUCUUCUCGGAGCCUGCGUUUCAACCCGACGUUGAAGAGCGAAGACUGAACUGCGAUUCCAGAUUGAGAUUUCGUGAGAUGAGUGAGUGAGUGACCGAGAAUCUUCCAGAGUGAGUGAAGGAAAUGGGCGCACUUUGCGGUUUCCGCGAUACGUGGGAUAGCUUCUCCGACCGGUGUUUUGGCCACUUCCCCUGCCUCUCCGAUCCCGUUCGGAGAGCUACGCUGGGGUUGAAAGUAGCGUUGGUUAUGCUGCACGUGGUCUACGCCGGUGUUCUAUUUAUUAUUAACAAAGAUUUGGUUGAGAAAACGCGACAAGAGCCAUGGUAUACAGCGAUGUAUUUAUCAUUGUUUAUUGUUACACUGGCUCAGUAUUUCAUCACUUCUGGCUCCUCUCCUGGGUAUGUUCUUGAUGCAAUGAGGGCUGUGAAUGAGGCAGGUGCCUUGUCUAAUAGGAUGUCAGUGGCCUCAAAGCAACCUGCUUCAAGCAAAAAUGGCAGUGUAGUUAUUACAAUUGAUCAGAGCAAGGUGGGCAGAGAUCUUUUGGAUAGUAAUGCGACAUCUUGGACAAAGCUUGUGAUGGAUAUGUACCCCCAUGGAACAUCUGUUAGAACUGUGACAUGCACUUACUGUAAUGCCCUGCAGCCCCCACGAACUAAACACUGUCAGGAUUGUGACAAAUGUGUUCUCCAGUUUGAUCAUCAUUGUGUUUGGCUUGGGACAUGUAUAGGGCAGGGUAACCAUUGCAAAUUUUGGUGGUACAUUAGUGAGGAAACCGCCUUGAGCAUUUGGACUGGCAUCUUAUACAUUCAAUACCUCAAGUCUAAUAUAUCAAAGCCCUGGUGGAUAUACACAUUUGUGAUAUUGUUGUUAGCUGUUUUAUUCGUAUGCCUCGUGUUUUUGCUUCUCCUCCUACUUUUCCAUAGCUACCUUGUUUUGACAAACCAGACCACCUACGAGCUUGUAAGGAGGCGACGCAUCCAAUAUUUAAGGGGGAUCCCUGAAAGAGUGUUUCCAUUUAGCAAAGGAGCAUGCAGAAACUUGUACGACUUUUGCUGCGCUCCAAGCAACAUAUACAGGAUGGAACCACUACCAACAGCGCGGGAAAUUGAAGAGAAGUCGAGACCCUAUACUUGCUUAGAUAUCUUGUCUUGUCGCUGCUGUUGUUAAUAGCUCGCCCCAUCUACCCCCCUUGUUACAAAAUGUUCCCCUCGGAUGUACUUUUGUUAUUUGUCGCCCCCUGGCCUGCCACACACCAUGUGCCUCAAAUAUGCUUGUGUAUUUCCCUAUCUGUAUUUGUCACACAAUUCUUUGGAGAAAUGAUAAACUGAUUGCUUCCUUUGCUUUAGAA